Messenger RNA from Syngnathus acus (greater pipefish), 4443 nucleotides. RefSeq names its product protein tyrosine phosphatase receptor type O (gene ptpro). Gene Ontology annotation, molecular function: cadherin binding; protein tyrosine phosphatase activity; Wnt-protein binding. The transcript has 24 exons. Gene Ontology annotation, biological process: regulation of glomerular filtration; axon guidance; peptidyl-tyrosine dephosphorylation involved in inactivation of protein kinase activity. Bases 48 to 3839 code for a protein of 1263 amino acids. Lineage: Eukaryota; Metazoa; Chordata; Actinopteri; Syngnathiformes; Syngnathidae. Gene Ontology annotation, cellular component: glutamatergic synapse; plasma membrane; GABA-ergic synapse. The record is from RefSeq and is a predicted model, not a curated record.
UGAGCUGGAAACACAAAACAAAGAAGAAGUUGAUGGCCGGAACAUGAAUGAGCACGCUUAUGCGUUCUGCGGCCGGCUCGUGUCUUUGGAGCCGAGCCGUCCGUUCCCGUCUCUCGCUCCAGGCCGGUGGCCACACCGUAGCUAAUGGCUGCCUGUUCAAAAUCAGGCAGGAUGCUAUCAAUGAGCAUUUUGCCGGCCAGCCAGCCAGCCAGCCAGCCAGCCAGCCAGCCAGCCAGCCAGCCAGCCAGCCAGCCAGCGGUGAAGGAAGCGCACGGUGUCUUUUGUGUUUUCAGGUCAUCGCUGCUUUCCGGGUGCGUGUCAGCGAGGCCGGCCAGAUCGCGGCGGACCUGGAGACCUCCGACCUUCGGGAGAACGUCACGGCGUACGCGGCGCAGAUCAGCGGGGAGCCUCGGCCCGCCGUGCUCCCGUUCGGGGAGCCCGGCCGGCCCGUGCUCUUCAACGCGUCCUUCCACGGCCUGCGCUACAGCGUGGGCCUGCUGCUACAACGAGGACUGCUCUGGUCCAGACCCGUCGAAAGCGUGUCCCUCCUCACCAGGCCGCUUCCUGUGAGCAGCGUGCACAUUUCAGACUACAAGGAUUCUCCGGAGACCGGCGUGGUGUUUGACAUCGACACUCCCGCGGGCAACGUUUUCAGCAGAGUCAACAUCAGCUACAGCGAAGGGAGCGAAAGGCGCUCUAUGCUCUACAAAGACUUCUACGAGGGGAAGACCGUGUUCAAGCACUGGCUACCCGGGGUGUGCUACCGCAACGUCACCUUCCAGCUCAUCUCGGAGGCCAGCGCCUACCAGACGGCACAGAGUGACAUCACCCACGUGCCCGUGCAUCACAGGACGGUGCCGUACCCUCCCCUCGACAUCUCGUGGAGCGUCGUGGACCUGAGCCAAAGCCCGACGCGGGAAAGCCAACCGGCCGGCCGACGCUCCCGCGACGUCCCCGGCACGCAAGAGGAGGAGCCGAAGCCUUCCGAGGAGCCGCCGCUGGCACGCAAUCUGAGCGCCGGCGCAGAGAGCACGGACGCUCGCGACCGUUGGCCGGACUCCGCCGCCGAAACCUCCGCCGGCAGCGAGGACGAGUUUGUCAACGGCGAGGCCCUCGAGUACGAGGACUCCAACGACGCGGGGUCGGCGAUGGCUCUCCCCGCCGAGUCUUUGGUCCUGCCGGCUAAGAUGUUCCCCGUCCUGCUGGAGGUGCGCUGGCUGCCCCCCAGAGCGCCCACCAGCUACGACGGCUUCCACAUCUACAUUGGCAGAGACGGUAACACCACUCAGACGGCCAGCGUGGACGAAAGCACUCACGAGUUCUUUACGGAGCUGAGCGAGGCGGGAACGUACAGCCUGCGAGUCGCCACCCUCAGCGCAGCGGGAGACUGCGAGGCCAGAGAGAGCGCGGCGGAUGCCGGAUUCACCUUCUACCUCGGUUCCAAGGGUGAGCUUCUGCGUGAGCUGCGGCAGCGUCCGCGAGCAGUCACCGUGCGCCUGCUGGACUCCAGCACGGCCGCCGUGUCCUGGGCCCGGAGCUCGGAGGCCCACGACGGCAGCAUCGUGUCCGUGGUGUCCACCACCUGCCUGAAGCCCAGCCUGAGUCAAAGGAUGGAGAGCGACUACUGCAGCGAGGAAAACUCAACCGGCGCCAUCGUCAGCAACCUGACGCCGGGGGCUCAGUACCGGGUGGUGGUCUACCACACCAACGGACCCCUGAUUAGUCCUCCCUCAGAAGCCGUCAUCAUGGAUAUCGAGCCCACGGGCGUGCAAGAUCUGGCCGUGUACCCACUGAGCCCCACGGCGGUCAUCUUGAGCUGGCAGCGUCCGUAUCAGGUGGCCUUCCGCAAGUACGUCCUCCAGACCUUCUUCUUCAACCCCGUCACGCUGAGCUCCGAGUGGAGCACCUACUACGAGAUCGCCGCCACCGCCUCCGUCAUAGCGUCGGUGAGGGUAACCGAUCUGCUGCCAGCUUGGUACUAUAAGUUCCGCGUGACCAUGGUGACGUGGGGCGAGCCGCCGCUCACUUGCUGCGACGGCUCCACCGUCAGCUUCGUCACAGCUCCCGAGGCACCGCACAUCUCUUCGGUGGAUUACUCCCACGGAGUCCUGUAUGUGCGCUGGACAUACGGCGAGCUCUUUGUGGACCUGUCGCACUCCAGGAUCACGCACUGGCAGGUCGUGGCGGUCGGCAAGAAAGGUUCCGAGAGGAGCUACUCGGUAGACGUGACUCGAAAUGCGAUGCGGGCCAGCCUGCCUCUGCCGCCCGGCGACAUCUAUAACCUGACGGUGACGGCGUGCACCGAGCGCGGCCGCAACACGUCCGUUCCCGGCAUCAUCAAACUGGAUCCGGCCCCUCCCAGGUCCGUGCACGCCGUCAACGCCACGCACUCGUCGGUGACUCUGCUGUGGAGCGAGGAUGGCGUGGCGGAUCACUAUCAGGUGCUCUGCAGAGCCAGCCCGGGCGGAAAAGAGGUGAAGACCGGAGAGCCUCGGGUGUCCGGCUCGCACGCGCUGACCGUUUCCGGCCUGAUGCCGUCGUCUAGCUACAACUGCAGCGUGGUCAGCGUCAGCUACAGCACGCCCAGCAAGCCCGCCCACGUCACCUUCACCACCGCCGCCAAAGAGAUGAACCCCAGCGUGGCGGCCAUCUCGGCCUUGGCCAUCCUGAGCGUCCUGCUGCUCGGCCUGCUGCUUCUCUUCUUGCUGCUUCUCCGCAAGAAGCACCUGCAGAUGAGCAGGGAGUGCGGCGCCGAGACCUUUGUCAACUUUGCUUCGUUCGAAAGGGACGGGAAGCUGCCUUACAACUGGCGAAGAAGCCUCUUUGCCUUCCUUACCCUUCUGCCAUCCUGCCUUUGGACUGACUAUCUUUUGGCUUUUUAUAUUAAUCCAUGGGGCAAGACGGCCUUAAAGAAGCGCAAGCUGACCAGUCCCGUGCAACUGGACGACUUUGAGGCCUACUUCAAAGAGCUGAGCAAAGACUCGGCCUACAAGUUCUCUCUGCAGUUUGAGGAGCUGAAGAGCGUAGGCCUGGACCUUUCCCACGACGCUGCCGACCUGCCCGUCAACAGGCCCAAGAACCGAUACACCAACAUCCUACCCUACGACUUCAGCCGGGUGCGGCUCUUUUCCUUGCACGAUGACGAAGGCGCCGAUUACAUCAAUGCCAACUACAUUCCGGGCUACAAACACGGCAAAGAGUACAUCGCCACGCAAGGCCCUCUGCCGGAGACGCGCAACGACUUUUGGAAGAUGGUCCUGCAGCAGAAGUCGCCCAUCGUCGUCAUGCUGACACAGUGCAACGAGCGGCGACGGGUCAAGUGCGACCACUACUGGCCCUUCAGCGACGAGCCCGUCACGUACGGCGAGAUCAGCGUGGAGAUGCUCUCGGAAAACGAGUCGCCCGAGUGGACAGUCAGGAAGUUCCGGCUGGGAUACGCGGACGAGACUCGGGACAUCCUGCACCUGAACUACACCUCGUGGCCGGACCACGGCGUUCCCACGGUCAACGCCAUCGAGAGCAUCCUGCAGUUUGUCCGCAUCGUGCGGCAGCAGGCCAACAAGACCAAGGAGCCCAUCGUAGUCCACUGCAGCGCUGGCGUGGGCAGAACAGGCACCUUCAUGGCCCUGGACCGCCUGAUGCAGCACAUCCGGGAGCACGAUUUUGCCGACAUCAUGGGAAUGGUGGCGGAGAUGCGCUCCCACCGCCUUUCCAUGGUCCAGACGGAGGAGCAGUACGUGUUCAUCCACCAGUGCGUCUUGCUCAUGUGGCAGAAGAAGAAGCAGCAGCCGCCGCCGCUCGCCUCCGACGUCAUCUACGAGAACGCCGGCAAGACAUAACGGCCGAGCUUGCGCCAUGCCACCGCAUCAUCCCCAGUCACGAAAAGCUUGGUCAGGAAGCCAGACAAAAAAGGAAGCCCCGCUGAGUCCAUGAGGCAAACAAACAAAGAGCGUGGGGAAAAAAAAAAAAGAGCAAUUUCAGGCUCAAAGGGAACAGCCAACUUUUUUUGCCUUUGCGUGAUCUUGGACGCACCCUGACUUCUUUUUCUUUGCUUUUUUUUUUUUUUUUUUUGGAUGAUUGGCCUUCUCAUUUCCUUCCCUCCAAAAGCAGAGCAAGCAGCCCGCCUUAGCAGCGGUCAUCCAAACAGCCAACGGCUGUCAAUGAUCAUCUUUCUCUGCUGAGACAGCGAGGAUUCAUUUCAAGUUCCCCAGCACUUGCUUGGAGUUGUGUGUAAAUAUUGCCUAACUGCUGUUUCUACUCAUCAUUACUGUACAAGAGACCCCCCCCUUCUGUGUUGUUUGUGAACCAAGGGCGGGCAGGUAAUGGCCGCAGGCCAACACUUUCACCCGGCAAGAGUCCCGGAAUAUUUCUCGCAUUCCCCUUUGAACUUUUUUUACACUUUAACAUUUUGUUUACCUUGUGAAACUAGUUCUUCAUAAAAAA